AUGACACUGCAUGACACCUAAUUUUGCUUGUUUACAGCUGAUUCAUCGUCGGCAUUAUUUAGCUGUAAAUUAAUUUGGCAUUCAACAAUUUUCAACAAAAUGUAUUCUCCAGCUCCUUUUUGGCACAAUGGACCAGCACCAGGAAGUGUUUAUAAUUUUCCUGGACCAAUGGUUGGAAAUAAUUCAAGUCCAAUAACUCACUCUCAAUCUCCAGUGACAACUGGUACAUCAGUUGUUGGUAUUACAUUUAAGGAUGGAGUUAUGAUUGCAACUGAUACUUUGGCAUCAUAUGGAUCAUUAGCUAGAUACAGAAAUGUUGAUCGUAUUAUGAAAGUCAAUGAAAAUAUUAUCCUUGGAGCUGGUGGUGAUUAUGCUGAUUUUCAGUAUCUUAAAAAUCUCAUUGAUCAAAAAAUUCGUGAAGAAUUUUGUUCAGAUGAUGGAUUUACUCUUAAACCAAAAUCACUUCAUUGCUGGAUGACCAGAGUACUCUACAAUCAGAGAUCAAAGUUUGAUCCACUUUGGAAUAAUUUUAUCAUUGGUGGAAUUGAAAAUGGAAAACCUUUUUUGGGUGCUGUUGAUAAAUUAGGAACAGCAUAUGUUGAUCCAGUUAUUGCAACUGGUUAUGGUGCUUAUAUUGCAACUCCACUUCUUGCUAAAGCGUAUGAUACUAAUCCAGAAAUGAGUAUGACUGAAGCUGCUGAACUUAUUCAUAAAUGUAUGGAAGUUUUAUGGUUACGUGAUGGACGUUCAUCACCCAAGUAUCAAAUUGCAAUAAUAAGCAAAGAAAAAGGUGUUGAAAUUCGUGAUAAUUUGGAAGUCAAAGGACACUGGGAUUUUGCCAUCAAUCCAGGUCCACCACAAUAAAAUAAUAAACUUUUUUUUUUUCUAAAUUAAUAUUACUUAAACACUGAUUUAUGAUUUUAAUAAUAAAAAUUUAAUCAAUCAA
Molecule: messenger RNA, 946 nt
Organism: Aphidius gifuensis
Lineage: Eukaryota; Metazoa; Arthropoda; Insecta; Hymenoptera; Braconidae
Gene: Prosbeta7
Product: proteasome subunit beta type-4
Exons: 5
Coding region: 100-864 (254 amino acids)
Cellular component (GO): proteasome core complex
Source: RefSeq, a predicted model, not a curated record